UAUUUAACAGCAUCGUCCUGAAAUCCAUCAAAUUCACUUGGUGGUCUUCUCCCUUUCUCUUUGUAUUAUUCUCCCCUCCCACUUUGAGGCUUUCAAGCUAAGAUUUCAGUAAUGGGAACUGCGGAUGCUUCAAGCAAGGAUGUGGCGUUUAGCUUGGCUGAGAAAAAGCCAAAAGUGGUUUUUGUUUUAGGUGGCCCGGGCAGUGGGAAAGGCACUCAGUGUGCUAAUAUUGUCCAGCAUUUUGGUUACACUCAUCUUAGCGCUGGAGAUCUUCUCCGAGCAGAAAGAGACUCUGGUUCUGAAAAUGGAAACAUGAUUCAGAACAUGAUGAAUGAAGGAAAGAUUGUUCCUUCUGAGGUAACAAUUAAGCUUCUUGAAAAAGCAAUGCUGGAAAGUGGAAAUGACAAGUUUCUUAUUGAUGGUUUUCCUCGCAAUGAAGAAAACCGUGCUGCAUUUGAAGCUAUUACUAAAAUUGAGCCAGAACUUGUCCUGGUUUUUAAUUGUCCUGAAGAAGAAAUGGAGAGGCGAAUUCUUAAUAGAAACCAGGGAAGAGAUGAUGAUAAUAUUGAAACAAUAAGGAAGCGAUUUCAGGUGUUCCUAGAGUCCAGUCUUCCUGUAAUUGAGUACUAUAAGGCAAAGGGAAAGGUUCGAGAGAUUGAUGCUACAAAGUCCAUAGAAGAGGUAUUUGAGGCGGUUAAAGUUAUUUUCUCCCCAAAAGAUGAGGAGGUAAAGAAGUGUUGUGCUAUUCUCUAAGUGCUCUUUAGCUGGAAAACAAAAAAAGAAUUGAGAUUUCAUUGCAUUUGUAGAUAUAAUAAUGUAAAUUAUGAGGUGUAUGUAUAAUUAUAUUGUUUAAUGGUAUUGACUCUGUUGUGUUCUGCAAUGAAUGGCCAUUGAACUUUAUACUAUUUUUUGAAAU
Hibiscus syriacus is the source of this 916-nucleotide messenger RNA. Its product is annotated as UMP-CMP kinase 3-like. Gene Ontology annotation, molecular function: ATP binding; UMP kinase activity. The transcript is spliced from 8 exons. Bases 112 to 753 code for a protein of 213 amino acids. The record is from RefSeq and is a predicted model, not a curated record. Gene Ontology annotation, cellular component: cytoplasm; nucleus. Gene Ontology annotation, biological process: CDP biosynthetic process; UDP biosynthetic process; 'de novo' pyrimidine nucleobase biosynthetic process. Lineage: Eukaryota; Viridiplantae; Streptophyta; Magnoliopsida; Malvales; Malvaceae.